Molecule: messenger RNA, 7138 nt
Organism: Amaranthus tricolor (Joseph's coat)
Lineage: Eukaryota; Viridiplantae; Streptophyta; Magnoliopsida; Caryophyllales; Amaranthaceae
Exons: 7
Coding region: 3315-6824 (1169 amino acids)
Source: RefSeq, a predicted model, not a curated record
UUCUUGUGCAAUGUUACAAAUAGGACUUGAGAGUUGCUUGCUUAAAGGAGAAGACAUUUUGGGUUUUUUACGUACCUGCUUCUAUGUGCUCUGAGUUUUGUGGCAGUUUCAUUGAGAUAAUGGAUUGAUGAUUUAUUAGAGUUCUCAAGAUAGGACUUGAAAUCACUCAACACUUAUCUUUUGGAAUAGGGCAAUAGGAUCCAAGUUCCUGUAGGACUUUUUUUUUUUAACGGCAAAUUGGAAAAUCUACAGUUAGGGAUGUUUUAGAAGAUAUAGUUUGGUAAUUUUUUUUGACUUAGUUAGGUAAUUUUUUGAAGAUAUAGUUGCAAGUACACACUUUGGAUUGGAUUAGUAAUUUAGAUAUUGUUAUUGAAAUGUGUCCAUCAAACUUUUGAUACCAAUUGUAUGCUUUGAUUUAUUGAUACCAAUUGUAUGCUUUGAUUUAGAGCUCAUCAAAAUUCCAAGUGAUUGCUGACUCUUGGUAUAAUAUUACUUUUUCUCAGUGACUUUUUUAUAGGGUGUAUCAUUUUUCCCAAAGAUGCAUGACUUUUUAGGAGAAAUGGUGCACAAAAAGAAAAUGUGGGCUGUAGACAAUAGUGUAGAAUUUUUGAUGCUUCAACCUUUUUUUAAAAUUUAUUAUAGUUAUCAAGAUUGAAUGAGUUGUAGGAAAUUUCUGUGUAUUGAAGCAUUAUUUUUUGGAAAUUUUGUUAGUAGUUCUUUCUUGUUUGUAAGUUUAUAGGAAGGUCUUAAUAUAUAAGGCAUGCCUAGUUGAGUUAUACAAGAGUUAAACUCUUAAAGCUAGUAGACUUGCAUGACAAGUAGAUCGUCCUUCGUCUAAACGUGGAGUAAACAUGGAGUGCACCAGGACUCCUUGUACACAUGAGGUUGGAUGUGCAUUAGCACUUCAUGACCAUGUGUUUAGAGUUUUUUUAAUAGGGAAGAUAUUCUUAUUUUGGUAGAAGACGAAAUCAUAGGGAGAGAAUUAUCCAACUUUUAUAUGAUUAUUCACUAAAGAAGAACACCAUGAUAGAUCUUUUGCGGAGGGAUCGAUGUGGGAGCCUAUCAACUGGUGUUACACGAUUUGUGAUUUGAUUUAAUUUGAUUCUGAUGUACUGAUUUGGGUUUGCGAUUCGCUAGUUGACAUAUUGUUCGUUCGCUUAGGUUGUUUGGUUUGGUUUGUAGGUUCAUGAUUCGUGCAUUUGGUUUUAGAGUUUUUUUCAUAUUGUUUUUUUAAAAAUAUCAAACUUUUAGGCAUAAAAUAAAGCCACAAGAUACACAAUCUAUUUUUCAUUAAGAUUAAAAUUAUGCUACCAUAAUUAGAGUCUAAACUCUAAACCAUUUAAUAAUACUAGACAAAGUAGUAUGGUCUAUUGGUCUUAAUAGAGUACUAAAGUCUGAACAAUUAGAUAAUCACGAAAUAAGUAAAAAAAAUCCAUGCAUACAAAGGCGUACAAAUGUAAAGUUGCUCUCGAAUUCUUGGUACAAGGGCCUAAAGGUGUAAAAUUAUUGAAACAUAUGAGGAAUGAGAAUAUAACAGGUCUGUUCUUCUUCUUCUUUCCUCUUCUACAUGUCUCAAAGUUUCAUCCAUUCUUCUCCAUUUUUUUUUAUCAUUGUAAAUGAAUUCAUCAUUCUCCAUUUUUUCAUCCUCUAUCAACAUUCAAAUAGUAACAAAAAUAUAGCUGUAAUGGUGGACAAUCACUUGAAGAGCAAGUUCAAGAAGGGAGCUCAAAUGUUGGAACUCACAUAUGGUUUGUAGUUUCUUUUACUUUUUAAGAAAACACAACACUUUAGAUCGAUGAUUUUACUGAUUUGAGUCGCGAAUCAAGGCGAUUUGACCCGCGAAUGAACCCCAAUUUGGGUCGAUCGAACCCAAUUGCAAUUCGUGGGUAAAAGAAGCAAAUCAUGUGACACUACCAUCAACCGUGAUUCAACAUUGGAGAGCAAUUUGUAGAAGCUUGAAUUCUAACGUCAUUCAUCUAAACCCUAAAAGUAGGGCAUGUUGAGAGCUGGAAGCUUUAGACCCAUUCUCACCACGAGUAUCUUGGUGAUCUCACAGACGAUCUCAAUGGAGCAAUGCCAAUUCAGAGAGAGACCAAUUUUUGAUGUUGUGUUGAUUGGUGGGGGGACAAUAGAAAUUAUCAUAGCUAAAAGGGAAAGAGGUGUGGUUUUCAAAUUAGAUAUGGUCCUAAAGGAGAAGGGUUUUGGGCAAAGAUGGUGGAAGUGGAUCAGCGGGUGCCUCAAUUCAUCAUGUUUUUCAGUGGUAUUAAAUGGUCAUCCCAGAGACUGGUUAGUUCAUCAAGGGGGCUUAAGCAAGGAGAUGCAUUAUCUCCUCUUUUGUUUUGUCUUGUUGCGAAUGUUUGGGCAAAUUAGUGCUGAGAGGAGUUGAUUGAGAGUGAUUGAUGGUUUAAGAGUGGGAAUAGAAAAUGUUAUUUUCAGUCACAUUUCCGAUAUGCGAAUAAUACUACCAUAUUUUUAUCCGAAGAAAAUGAAAAAUUCAGGGAUGUUUUUGAUAUUCGAUCUGUAUUGAGAAAAUUUCAGAGUUGAAAGUAAAUUUUCAGAAAUCCAAAGUUGCGGGUAUUAAUACGAAGCAAGGGGGAUAAGAUUUUUGGCUAAUAUGGCAGAAUGUAAUACAACAAAGUUCCCCAAUUCUGGGUUUACAAGUGGGAGCCAAUCCCACCGGCAAUUGAAAAAAUGUCUUAAAGGCUGAAUGGAUGGAAAAAUCAGUUUUCUCUUUGGGAGGUUGGAUUUCAAUUGUACAGUCAUUUUUAGUUAACAUUCUCAUUUAUUUCCUUCUCUUUUAUAGGCUCCUAUUUCUAUUAUUAGAUUGAUGAGAAGAUGAUGAGGAACUUUCUUUGGGAAGGAGAUGGUGAGGAGAAGGAUCAUUUAGAACCAAGUUAAAUUACCAGUAGAACAAGGAGGCUUGGGAGCGGCCCCCUGGAAUUUUAUCUCUCUAGUUUAGCCUAAAUUCUCUCCUUUUGUUCGGUUUUCAGUAAGGUGGAGAUGGACCAGGAGCCUCUACAGCAUCGGAUGCCACAAAGAAGGAGCUCCUAAGAGCUAUUGAUGUGCGGCUUGUAGCAGUUAAACAGGACCUGAUAACAGCUUGCACCCGUGCCUCUUCUCUUGGUUUUAAUCCUGCAACUGUCUCAGAAUUACAGCUUUUUGCUGAUCGCUUUGGUGCUCAUCGUCUCAGUGAAGCCUGUAGCAAAUUCAUUACCCUCUCACAGCGACGUGCCGAGCUCUUCCGCAGCAUUCAACCAACAUUGUCACAGAAGUCCUCAUCUGAAUAUGUUCUUCGGUCCUCAUUCAGUUCUGAUAUGUCCAUUGAUGAACCCUGUGAUGAUCAUCCCAAGCCAUCUACGAUUCCCAAUAUCACCACAAAGGUCACCUUUCCAUUACGCCGGCUUUCUAGGGAGCCCAGCCCUAGUCCUAUUGAUAAUGGAGAGGAAAGAGAAAUAAAUAAAGAUAAAACCAUUGGAAAAGAUAAAGCGAUGGACCCCACCACAUCAGCUGAUAAUUUAAAGACCGAGUCAGAUGCAUCUUCCUCGACGUCAACAUCCACACCUCAACUUACCAGGCGACUCAGUGUGCAAGAAAGAAUAAGUAUGUUUGAGAACAAGGCCCAGAAGGAAGGUUCCCCCACUACUAUUACUGUUGCUUCUGGUGGGGGGAAACCUGAGCUCCGUCGAUUGUCCUCUGACGUUACUUCUUCCACUGACAAGGCUGUCCUGCGGAGAUGGAGUGGUGCCAGUGACAUCAGUGUUGAUGUUAGUGGGGAUAGAAAGGAGCCUGACAGCAAUGCCAACACUCCAGCAGCCACAUCGACAUCCACUUUUACAUCCCAUCCUGUUCUUUCUCCAAAACCAAAUGAUCAGAGUAAUUUAAAGAUGGAGGGGUUUAAAGAAAGUAAGCUUCCAGUGAGACCAAAAAUUAGCUCCCAAUUGGUUGUUUCCAUUAGUGGUCCGGAGGAUUCUGCAUCAUCUGAGGCAAAUACUAAGAUGGCUUCUUUUUCAGGAAGAUCAUCAGAAAGUGUGGGAUCAAAGGAUCAAUCAAGUGAUGGGAUGGUUCAUUCGACUGUUAAACCUCUUUGUGAGAGUGAGGAAUUUGGGUUGGAGAAUCAGCCAUUGCCUAUUAAUACUCAUCUCAGGUCUCGUCCAGGGACAGCAGAACAGUUUAGUUCCUCAGAUGAGAUGAUUGUAGAGAAGGCAAAGAGUUUUCUAGGUGGUGGAAGCAAACCAGAGGAAUAUAAUGGGGAAAGUCCUGGGGCAUCUGCAUCUGGAUUCGAUGGAAGGUCUCGAGGUCUACAAUUUGAGGAAGAGGAUGAGGAUGAGCGGGUGAGGGAUCAGAAGGCUUCAAAAUCAACUUAUAGGACAUCUCAUAACACGACUGUUACAAUUGCAUCAGAAUUCAUGGAUCCUGAAGUUGCCCGAUCUGUAUAUCAAGACAAAAAAGGUGAGGGUGAUUCCUUUUUUGCUCUGCCUAGGUUGAGAUCUGUAAGGGGAGAAAACGAAAAGAAUUCUGAGUCAUUUGAGAAGCAGGCUGACCUUUCCUUCACCCAAAUGGAAGAUUCUCGUCCCUACAGAGGAAAGGUUCAAGGAUGUGAUUCUUCUUUUGAUCAAGAGGAGAAGCCUGUUGCUAGGUGGAAAGAGACCGAUUCUGAACGUCAAUUGGAUUCGACUGGGAAAUUUGUACUUGAGAAUAAGGAAGUGUUUUCUUUAUCUUCAGUACCUGUGGAUCAAGUUCAGAGGGUAAGGCAAACAAAAGGAAAUCUGGGGAUGAAUGAUGACCUGAAAAUGAAGGCCAAUGAACUUGAGAAGCUGUUUGCUGAGCACAAACUCCGUGCUCCUGGUGACCAAUCAAAUUCUGCUCGAAGAACCCGGCCUGUUGAUACACUUAUUGAGCUGGAGAUGGCUUCUUCUGAUAGGAAACGGGCAGUAGAGACUUCUUCUGUCCUGGUGACUAACUUCAAGCCGGAGGCUGAGCCUGCUGUUGGUUCCAGUAGUAAGGAGAAGAAUUAUCCAACACCAUUGAUGAAAACUGUACAUAAGCAGGAAUAUGAUGUCACCCCUACGCAAAACAUCUACAGCCCUAGUUUUGCAGAUGAUUCUAGAGGAAAAUUAUAUCAGAAGUAUAUGCAAAAGCGAUAUGCUAAGCUAAGGGAAGACUGGAGUUCAGAAAGGGCUCAAAAGGAAGCCAAGAUGAAGGCAAUGCAGGAUAGCCUUGAGAAAACCAGAGCUGAGAUGAAGGUCAAGUUGGCGGGUUCUGCAGACAAGAGGAAUUCUGCCUAUGGUUCUGGUCGAAAGGCAGACAAAAUAAAACCAUUCAAUGUACAAUCAGCAACAAAGAGAGAGAAGCCUAUAGUAGACACUUACAUAAGUGAUGCGGAUGAAGAUCAAGGUGAAUUUCUUGGAAAGAAGCUCAGUGAGACAUAUUUGGGCGAUACUUCUGGAAAUGCACAUAGCAAAAAGGUUAUGUCAAGCAGAAGUGCAGCAUCAUCGACCCAACGUAACUCAGCGGCUCAUAUUCCUCGAUCUUCUGGAAAAGUCUCUAACUCUGCAGCAGGGAGACGAAAGUUGGCUUCGGAUAAUCCUCUCGCACAGUCUGUUCCUAAUUUUUCUGACUUGCGGAAGGAAAACACAAAGCCAUUGUCUGCAGGAAGUAAACCUGUUCGUCCUCAGAGAAACCAUGCUCGUAAGAAGAGUAUUAGUGAGGACUUGCCACUUGUCAAUGAAGAAAAGCCACGCCGUUCUCACUCCUUGAGAAAGAGCACAUCGAUUCCCAUGGAGCUGAAUGAUUCCCGGAAUUGUGAUAUUUUUGAUGAGUCUGUUUUUAUUCUGUCAAAAUGUGGAAAAGAAGAGAAUGGGGAUCAUUUUAACUUCUCGAGGGAUAUAGAAUCAAAGCCUUUCCCAAGAAAGGGUAAUGGUGAUAGUCAUGUCACAGGUGGUAUAAAUGGACAUGAUUUUGAUGAUGCGAGUUUAGAAACAGAAGAGAGGACUGAUGUAGUCAAGGAUGAGGAGGAUGAUUUUGAAACCACUGUAGGGGGCGAAUCUGCUGAUAUGGACAACAGUAAAGGGAGAUUAAGCCAGGAAUCUGACAAUUCUGCUAAUUCUGGUUAUGAAAACAUCAAUGCUCUCGGGAGUCUUUCCCAGGCAGGCCAUGUGUCUGCUACUGAAUUGCCUACUUCCAUGUCUUCUCUUUUUCGUUCCAUAGGAUCCAUACAGGACUCUCCUGGGGGAAGCCCUGGAUCUUGGAACCAACGUGUACACAAUCCAUUUUCCUUUUCAAAUGAAAUCUCCGACAUUGAUGCUUUCGAUUCACCACUUGGGAGCCCCGCUUGGAAUUCUUACACUCUUGCACAAAAUGAUGAUGAUGCUAGAACAAGAAAAAAGUGGGGAGCUGCUCAGAAACCUAUUGUUGGUGACUCAUCACAUAGUCUAUCACGCAAGGAAGUUGCCAAAGGUUUUAAGCGAUUCCUGAAAUUCGGAAGGAAGAAUCGUGCAGCUGAGAGUAUGGCAGACUGGAUAUCUGCAACAACCUCUGAAGGAGAUGAUGAUACUGAAGAUGGAAGAGAUCUCGCUAAUCGGUCAUCAGAAGAUUUGAGAAAGUCUAGAAUGGGGUUUUCCCACAGCCAUCAUUCUGAUGAGGGAUUCAAUGAAAGCGAGCUUUUUAGUGAACAAGUUAAUGGAUUACAAAGCUCAAUUCCAACAUUGCCAUCAAAUUUCAAAUUGAGGGAGGAAAAUAUAUUGGGAAGCUCUCCAAAAGCUCCAAAGUCAUUCUUCUCACUUUCAAAUUUCCGGAGCAAGGGAAGCGAGUCAAAACUUCGAUAAAUUCAUGUCAAUCCACUCGAGUAAAAGGCAAAGCAUAUCAUCAUCAACCCAAUAUCCCGUUCAAUGAAACCCAAUAUCCCGCUCAAUGACCGAGUCUAAGUGAGGAAAGUUCACGGACAAUUUAUACCCGUAUCCCACUGAAAGAGAAUGUCAGAGGAAUGUGGUCAAUUUUACCCCAAAAAGCAAAGCAUAUGCUCCACCCCAAGGUAGCUAAUUGUAAAUUUCUUCAAUUUUAUCUUGAAGAAUAAAACCAAAAGCCCUAUUUUUAUAUUGAAGAAUAUUUUGAUUAUUAUUAAUGAAAAUAAAUAUUUGCU